Messenger RNA from Cynoglossus semilaevis (tongue sole), 6434 nucleotides. RefSeq names its product hook microtubule-tethering protein 3 (gene hook3). The record is from RefSeq and is a predicted model, not a curated record. Lineage: Eukaryota; Metazoa; Chordata; Actinopteri; Pleuronectiformes; Cynoglossidae. Gene Ontology annotation, biological process: cytoskeleton-dependent intracellular transport; cytoplasmic microtubule organization. The transcript is spliced from 25 exons. The coding region runs from base 140 to 2314 and encodes 724 amino acids. Gene Ontology annotation, molecular function: microtubule binding; dynein light intermediate chain binding. Gene Ontology annotation, cellular component: centrosome; cytoplasm.
CUUCCUCUCUCGGGGAGAAGCCGGGGUAGCGAAGCAGCGAGUUGGCCCAAAGACAGCGAAAAGGCUGUGGAGUGUAUGAAGCCCGCUGCUAACUUCAGGCUCGCUUCGCCCGAAUAAAGUCGCUUUUCGUGUCGUAACCAUGAGUACAUCAGAGACGCUGGAUCGAAUGGAACUCUGUGAAAGCCUACUGACAUGGAUCCAGACAUUUGGUGUGGAGGCUCCAUGCAAAACAGUCGAUGACCUGACCAGUGGCAUCGUCAUGGCCCAAGUACUGCAGAAAAUAGAUAUAGUGUACUUCAGUGACACUUGGAUUAGCAGAAUCAAACCAGAAGUGGGGGACAACUGGAGAUUAAAGAUCAGCAAUUUAAAGAAGAUCCUGAAAGGAAUCUUAGACUACAACCAGGAGAUCUUAGGUCAGCACAUAAAUGACUUCACACUACCAGACGUCAACCUUAUUGGAGAACACUCCGACGCAGCGGAACUAGGAAGGAUGCUCCAAUUAAUACUGGGCUGUGCAGUCAACUGUGAACAAAAACAAGAAUACAUCCAGACCAUCAUGAUGAUGGAGGAGUCGGGUCAGCAUGUUGUCAUGACAGCCAUCCAAGAGCUGAUGAGUAAAGAGACGCCAGUGACUGGUGGGAAUGAUUCAUAUGUAGAUCUAGACAGACAGCUGAAAAAAACUGUAGAGGAGUUGAACGAUGCUCUGUCUAACAAGGAGGAGAUCGCACAGAGGUGUCGAGAGCUGGACAUGCAGGUGGCAGCGCUGCAGGAGGAGAAGAGCAGUCUGCUCGCAGAGAACCAGGUCCUGAUGGAGAGACUGAACCAGUCGGACUCCAUUGAGGACAUAAACAGCCCAGCUGGACGCAGACACCUCCAGCUGCAGGCACAGCUGGAGCAGCUGCAGGAAGAAACCUUCAGGUUGGAGGCAGCGAAGGACGACUAUCGGAUCCGUUGUGAGGAGCUGGAAAAGGAGCUUAUAGACGUGAAGUCGCAGAAUGAAGAGCUUACGUCACUGGCAGAUGAGGCCCAGUCCCUCAAAGAUGAGAUGGAUGUCCUAAGGCAUUCAUCAGACAAAGUGUCCAAACUAGAGGGCACUGUGGAGCACUACAAGAAGAAACUGGAAGAUAUGGGACUUCUCAGGAGACAGAAUAAGCUGAUGGAGGAGAAGAACACAGUGUUGAUGCAGACCAACGUCAGCUUAGAAGAAGAGCUGCGAAAAGCUAACGCUACCAAGGGUCAGCUGGAAACGUACAAGAGACAGGUGGUGGAACUUCAGAACAGACUCUCAGAAGAGUCAAAGAAGGCCGACAAGAUGGAGUUUGAGUACAAACGCAUGAAGGAGAAGGUAGACUCUCUACAGAAAGAAAAAGACCGUAUGAGGACGGAGAGAGACUCCCUGAAGGAGACCAUCGAGGAGCUCCACUGUGUCCAGGCUCAGGAAGGACAGCUCACGUCAAGUCUCUUUCCAUUGGUCAGCAACAAUGGAUCAGAUUCACUGGCUGCUGAAAUCACCACCCCCGAGAUGAGAGAACAUUUGAUUCGUCUCCAGCACGAGAACAAGAUGCUGAAACUGGCCCAGGAGGGCUCAGACAACGAGAAGAUAGCUCUGCUGCAGAGUCUUCUGGAGGACGCCAACAGAAGGAAGAAUGAACUGGAAACUGAAAACAGAUUAAUCAAUCAGCGCUUGAUGGAGGAACAGAGUCAGAUAGAAGAGCUGCAGAAGAGUCUUCAAGAACAGGGCUCGAAAGCUGAUGACAAUUCCAGUCUGAAGAAGAAAUACGAGGAGCACAUUGAGAAAGUGCGAGAGUUGAACAAUGAGUUACUGAAGAAAAACACGCUCCUCGAUGAAAUGGAGCCUAAAUACAACACCAGCAUCCAACGGGUGGAGGAGUUGGAAGACGCCUUAAAGAAGAAAGACGACGACAUGAAACAAAUGGAGGAGAGAUACAAGAAGUACUUGGAAAAGGCCAAGAGUGUGAUUCGGACCCUGGAUCCCAAGCAGAACCAGGGUUCAGGUCCUGAAGUACAGGCCUUGAAAAACCAGCUGCAGGAGAAGGAAAGAAUGUUGCACACAUUGGAGAAAGAAAUGGACAAGACCAAGACCCAGAGGGACUAUGAGGAGAAACUAAUCGUGUCAGCUUGGUACAAUAUGGGUAUGACUAUGCAGAAGAAGGCGGCUGAAGAACGACUCGCCAACACCGGUUCCGGUCAGUCCUUCUUGGCCCGACAGAGACAAGCCACCAGCACACGGCGCUCCUACCCUGGACACGUCCAGCCAGCUACUGCAAGAUCCACGAGCAACGUCCAUGCAUGACGGUCACAGCAGUGAACCUGGCAGAGCCCGGUGUUUGGCCGAUGCACUCCAUGCAUGAACCGCCUGCUGUUUGCAUGACUUUGCAUUGACCAGAGCCAUCACUCGUGCAUGAGCACUAACAUCACUCUGCAGUGUCUGCAUGGUGACUUACGACCCCCGAGGACAGACGCUGGGGAGGAAAUGGACAAAAUACCCCCCCCUCCCAUUUUAACUUCUUUCCCAUCAUCCAACUCUGGUUAACACAUAUUUUCCCUUUGUUUCCAUUCAUUUCCUGACUUUCUUCCCACACUUCUGCUUGUGCUUCCACACUGCGCUGUCUGUCUGUUACUGUUAUCAUCACUGCGUCGUCUGUCUGUUACUGUUAUCGUUACUGCGUCGUCUGUCUGUUACUGUCCGCUCCUCUCUAACCGUCUGUUACAAACAGCAUGUGUCUGACAGGCUGCUUCACGAUACUUCAAUGAUGUAGUUUCUCCAAAUGUCCUGAAGUACAGAGAAACAUUUUAGAGGAGCUCUCUUCAGAUCAGUCUAGGUCACUAAAAAGGAGCCAGCUCCCCCUGCUGUUUCAAGUGUGUAUUUUCUUUAGGUUUUUUUUCUAGCUGCUCUCAUCAAAUGUCAAAAGUUAGAGGAAAAAAAAGAGCUUCAACCACAAGUAUUAGAGAGUACAAGUCCUGGACUUAAGCAGAGCUUACGGGGCAUUAGGGUAUUGCCCUUUAGGCUUUUGGACACUUUGCAGUAGGGACAUAGGAUGGAAACGUGUACAGUACGCUUUUUUAAUGAAUAACUAUGUUACAUUUGUUAAAGGACAGAAAAGCCCUCGUUAAACCCACUGUAAAUGUUUUUCUUGUUUGUGAUAUGACGUCAGUGUAGGAAACGUGGCUUGACAUGUGUUCUGUAUAUUUGACAGUGUUACUGAGUACUGUGUUGUUACUUAGCUAUGUAGUAUCAGCAUGGAUAUUUAUGCCGCAUUUAUUGCUGCGUACUUUAGAGUUUGACGCUAAUGUAAAAAUAAUGUCUUAUAAGUGAAAUCGAACAGACACACGUGGUAGGCCAGCCACUGUCAUCGUCAGAAUACAGUACAAAUAUAAAUAUAUCAUUUCAUUCUGUUAAUAAUCAUCUGUAAAUAUAUUACGCAUUUUGUAAAUUUUCGAUAGAUUCCGAGAAAAACAAUGAACAACAAUAAUUCUUAGACUUCCUUUUUCAACAUUCACUCAAUUUGUGUAAUAUCUGUGAUUGCAAAUUUGCAAUUAAGCCAAGAAAGUAAGGAAGACGGGAACUCUAAAGUCAGAAUCCAAAAUUUGAGUGUAAUAGAAAUGUGAAAAAUGUGAAAAUUAGAACUUUAAUAAAAUGUAAAAUAUAAUGUGCAAAAUUAUUAGAAAAGGAAUGUUUCACAUUUCUAAGACUCAAGAUUAUAAUUAAGAUAAAUAAUAAUUGAAAUCCAUUUUUCAUCACAAACUUCAAGUUUAGACUACAGUAGAAUAUUGUAUUUAUUUUCCAAAUUUACAUUCAUCAUUUUCACAUUCCCUGAUUUCUGAUCAGCUUUCAGUUUUAAUCUCACAGUUUUCAGAACAUGUUUAUAUUUGAUUUUUUUUUUUCAUUUUGGAGCCCUCCAAUUGAUUCGUUAUUUUAUUUUUAUUUUCAUUAGAAACAAAACAAAUUUUUGCUGACUUUUCUUCAAGUUUGAUGCAUAAAUUCAGGGCUCAUCACCUAUGGAAAAAUACAAGAAAUCCAUUAAACAUAACGAGUAUGGUGUUAAAGUACAACUCAGUUAAAUAUACUGUAUUUUGAUGAGGUUUUUGUAUAAGGUCGUGGUCAUAUUUACGUUUUUUUAUUCUGAGGUUCAGUCGACAAAAGGGAGACCAAGACCUUGUGAAUUUACACAUUGUGGGCAUACGUGCAUAUGUUUGUACAGUAAAUGUAAUAGGAAAGUGUUUCACGUUACGAUGGAGUGCCUUUGUUUUUAAAACAAAUCUGCUCUUUUAAUGAUCCCAGGUCUUUUUUUUAACAGAUAAAUGUGUUAUUUAACAAAGAAAAACAUCUGCAGUGAGCUGAGCCCACUUUUUAGUGAGUUCAUCAAUUGAACAAAGUUGGUUUAAUGAGGGCUUUCUCUGCUUUUCAACCAGUUUUUACUCAUAAGUGUUCAUGACUGUUACCUUUAAUCUCUGCGUCCUUUUUUAUGAUGAUUAUUUCAUUGCUUAUUGCUUUGUUAUUCUUGCUGCUGCGUUGACAGCAGGGUUGUUAAAUGUGUUUAUAUUAGUAUUAUUGUUGUUGUUGCAUAUCGCCUCUUAAUACUGUUAGGAUUUUUAAAAAAAUACAAAUUUGUUUUAUGCAAAGGAACACCAGGGGGCGAUAGAGGGUCUGUUUAGGGAAAAAAACAGGAGAAACAAAUGCAUUUUAUUUUCUCAUUUUCCUCUAAUUUUAAAGAAAAAAGAUUUCAUCAACAAUUUCUCUGGUUGAAAAGAAACCUAAAAAAGCACAUUAACAUGUUAAGUUACACAGUUUUGUGUUUACAGUGUUUUAAACAUCAGCAGCAAAGUCCAGAGCCUUGAGUUUUGCAGGAUGUUUUGGCAGUGUUGUUGGCGCAUGUGCAUUAAGUCACAGAAGUAUUUUUUUCAAUAAAUGAAACAUAGAUUUUUUUUUGGUCAGGAUAUGUUUUUCAGUACAGUCAGUUUGGAAGUGCGAUGUGGUGUUUAGGAUGUAAAACCAUUUGCCAUUAACGUUAGCAGCUUGGCCUGCGACUGCUCUGCACCGUUCAUCCUCACCUGCCAUUGGUUCUGUGUAGUCUGUGUAUACAGUAAUGGUGGACAUCUGCAGUGGUGUGGACUGUGGUUGAUUUAUCAGGGACGAUGACAACUGUUUUGGGUCGUUUAUAUCCUCUUGAAGUGAUAUCAUCUGUUUUUACCAUUGUCCACAAAUUAACCAUGUCUCAUUUGACUCUGGGUAAUGUUUGUUAUUAUAACCCCCAUCAUUUUUCCCCCAUAGUUUUUGUCAUGUACAGAGGAGGAUUAGGGAAUCUCUUAAAAUUCAGAGGAUCUGUCAAUCCUGAGGUCUGAGAAGAAGUAAACGUUGUUUCUAGGUGACAAGUUAGCUUCUAAAAAAAAAGAGAGAGAGAGAAAAGAAAGGUCUUGGUUUUCUAGAACUUUUUCCUCUACCCUUAAUCAAUUAAUUAAAAUUUCUCAAUUUUAGGAAUAAAUCCAAUAAUUUAUUUUUCAUAUUUAUGAAUAAAUCCUUUCUCAGUUCUCCCAAAAUUAAAGUUCGGAAUCUAAGGAAAACAUAAUUCUGACUCAGGAUUUUGACGUUCACUGGAUUAGUCAAUUCAGUGAUCAGUUGAGACAUUUUUAGAAAAGUCAGAAGUCUGUUUUUUCUUAGCGUUCAGGUUUUCUCAGAUAAUAAUUCUGUAAGGUCUUUGAUUGCUGAACUUUGACCUUGUUCCAAAAAUUUGGACCAGGCCCUCAGUUUUUAGCAGAAAAGAUAAAACCUACCUGUCAUAAUUCUGACUUCAUUGUUAAAAAACUGAAGAAGUCAGAAUUAUAGAAUUUUUCUGAGAUUAAAGUCUGAAUUUUGUGAUCAAAGUUUUCAAUAUGUGAAUAUUUUAUUUUCUGUAAUCUCAAAUUAUCUGAGAGGAAAAUGUCUCAACUUUGACGUUAUGUCUAAAAUUUCGGAGUAAAGCUCAUGUUGGAAUCGAGAAAAAAAAAGUUUUUCAAUUCAUGCUGCCAAAUUCUUUACUUAACAGAUGAACAGAUUUGGUCUUAAAUUAUUCAGACUAUCAUUUAAACCCAGUAUUAACCUGAAACCACAUGAAAUCAGGGGGUAGUUAAAUUGUUUUGAUGUUUAUGGUUUUAUUUUUAUUUUAACUCUUUGGUAAAACAGCUUUCUAUUUACUCACAGAAUAAAAAAAAACUAACCUUACAUUUGCCAACUUUUAUAUUGCUCUUAUACAGACAUACUUUGUACAUACUCUAUGUGACGGUGGUGAAGGAAGUGUGUACUGUUGAGGAUAAGAGAAAAUGACCCGUGUACAGGUCGGUCGGGUCAAAUCACUCCAAUACUGACCUCUUGAUGUGCUUCCUUUUACUGCAAAACGUGGAAAUGACAUUGUAAAUAAAGCUUGUAUAAAACAGAA